Messenger RNA from Daldinia vernicosa, 1253 nucleotides. RefSeq lists its product as uncharacterized. Lineage: Eukaryota; Fungi; Ascomycota; Sordariomycetes; Xylariales; Hypoxylaceae. Bases 198 to 662 code for a protein of 154 amino acids. The transcript has a single exon. The record is from RefSeq and is a predicted model, not a curated record.
CGUUUUGCACAGUACAUUUUUUUGGUUCGGUAUCAUCCCUACCUGCUUCUUGCUUGCUCUUUGCCAAAGCGCAUAAUAUAAUUUGCUUGCGCAAUUGGCCUGUGGGACUACAUCCGCGUAUAUCGCCAUCAACGACAACCCCCUAUAUAUAUAUUCACAUAUAUUCACAUCAUCUUCGCUACAAGUUCACCGCCAAAAUGCUGACUAACCGUCGCUCGACGUUGAUGAUAUCGCCGAACGGCAACGGCCGCCCGAACCACCACGGCGCGCCGCCUACCCUCAGCAGCGCGAAGCCGGAAAACGAACCUCACUGCACCGCCCCGUCUAUCUUGACAUCUACGAUGCCGACGCUGCCCGGCUACCGCGUCGCGCGCGUCCUAGGUGCCGUAUACGGCUCUACUACUUACGCGCUGAAAGACACCAAGGCCCUGCUAAAAGGGGCAGCGGCAGGCGGCGAGGUCAAAAGUCUAACGCAUAUCAUGUACAACGCGCGGGACCAAGCUGUCGACAGAAUGACACGGGACUGCGUGUCGCGCGGCGCGAACGCCGUUAUCGGCCUGGACUUCGAGGAGAAGGAGGUACUGGGUUUCGUCCAGGUCUCAGUCUCGGGCACCGCCGUCUACGUUGAGAAGCAGCUAGAGAACCCGUUCUUGCCCGAAUGACACUACCUAGGGGUCGCCCGUCUAUAAUAUUAUGCGCGCGUUCGAUAGGUUCGUUAAUAUAUUUUCGCUUCUUGGUGCGUUAAUGUGGGUGGACUCGAUAUCUUUAUCUUGGUUGGGGUGUAUUUUGGAUAUAUGUAGAGUCCCGCAAUUUCAGGAAUCACUAAGUUGCUGCAUACAUACUACAGGGACUAUAUUUAGUGGUCCAGACUACAGUUACAUACAUAUGCGGUAAUGUGUGCCGGGACCGCGUCACACGGAUACGAAGAGCCUGGACUCGGGGUCGGGGUCGGGGUCGGAGUCCUUGAACCAGGAUCGUGGAGAUGAGGGAGAUAUGAGUGUAACGGUUGGAUUGUGCUGGCUAUACAUACAUACGUGUAUUGGGUAGAUAUACCAUUGGCAACAGCAGUUGAGGUUUGUUGCUGGGACAGAAUCGAAUCAUAAUAAGAGUUCACCGUGCCAUUGUAUAUUUAGGUGCAUAUAGGUGCAUAUAAGCUUAGUUAAUAUUUCCAAAUGAGGCUCUUUGCAGCCAUGUUCUUUUUGAAUCUAGAAUCAUAGUCAUUGGCUCGGUUAUCUCACAGUUGCUUACCUACC